CGACGAUUUUGAGUUUCCCUCCCUUUUCAAUUUUGAUCCAAGUGGCUGAUACUGUUAUAGGGUUUCCCGCUUCAAGUAAACUGACAAAUUCAAAUCACCUUCCAAAAUUUUGCACAAAUUAUUAAUCACCAGCGACCUCAACAGCCACCGCGCGCCACCAAGGAGUCGAUCUCCUCCUGCGAGCUGCACCAGCAACAGAUGUUCCCAUCCCCGUCUUCAUCUCCUUGCAGCACAGACGCCGUUCUUCACCAACAACCUUCACACUCUUUUCCCCAUUUCGCCAUCAGCUUCACUCUGCUCUCCAUUUCAUCUUCCACAUCCCCGGCGCCCCUCUCUCACCUCUCCAACCGAAGCCUACAUUCUCACUGAACCAGCACCUAGCCGCUUCCCAUUCUGGCUGACGAAGACCCACCGGCAACAUCGUUCUUCAUCGCACCAGACCAGGAGACGAUUGUUCACCAUCGCAGCUCCCCACGGGCUGGCUCUGCUCUGAUUUCUCUCCCGCUGCUGUAACCCGUCCUCUUUUCCAGAUUAUACACAGGUUUGAUACAGCAAUUUCGUACUUGCAAGUUUGAAAUGCCCAAAAUUGUCUCUGUUCAUACCAUGUCUUCCUAAAUUCGAAAGAAAUUGCAAGAGCGAAAAAGAGAGCAUCAACAAUGGCAAAUUACUAUGACGUUGAUGAUAUUCUUAUGGACGAAGAGUUUGUUCCAGUUGUAUUCCACAAGGCAGUAAAUGGAGUGAAAAUUGAUGAAAGCACUGACAGAGGCUAUGUUGAACAAGGUUCAAAGGCAGAGCUACCUUUCUGGCUCGCUCGUGAAUUACACUUGAGACAAGCUAUAUCAAUGAGUGUUCCUGCCUGUUUCAACCAAAAAACAAGGCUAGAAAUACAGGCUGAUGCAGCAUGUGUGGAUCUAAGAUCUCGAUGUCCGUACUUCUACGAAUUUGGAUGCAAGCUGGCACCACUGUGUGACAAAACCAUUGGAUUGUUGCUUUCCUAUUCAUUUAAAAUCCGCUACAAGGAGGUCCUAUACAAGGCGCACACGGUAGCAUUUGGAGCAGCCACCAAAUUCUUGUCAUUUUUAACGAAGGAAGAAACCAAUCUGUAUGAGGCAGCUCAAUCCUCCAUGGCAGCUUUCAAAAAAUGGCGGAUGGGGGGCCCUAGAUUGCAAAGAGCUUCAAUUCUUGGGAGGAAGAGAAAAGCAACAGAUUAAGGUCUAUUUCAGACAAAUGCUGCUGUUGAUUGCGUCCUGGGAAUUGCACUAGAAAUUUGUACACAUUCAUUAAAAAAAAAAAAGUGAGAUUACCAAUGAUUGCAUUAGACUUUCCCAAGAGUUAUUAUUUAUUGAUAAUUUACUUUCAAGUAGUUAUAUAUGAAUAGCUAUAUUAGUUGAUGAAGUUAUGCGGUAUUGUCUCAAGGAGACCUGCUAGGCUGCUACCUGAUUCAAGGGUAUGGAAGUUUCAAUAUUUUAUUAUUC
Molecule: messenger RNA, 1475 nt
Organism: Manihot esculenta (cassava)
Lineage: Eukaryota; Viridiplantae; Streptophyta; Magnoliopsida; Malpighiales; Euphorbiaceae
Product: DNA replication complex GINS protein PSF3
Exons: 7
Coding region: 657-1211 (184 amino acids)
Biological process (GO): mitotic DNA replication initiation
Cellular component (GO): GINS complex
Source: RefSeq, a predicted model, not a curated record